This is a messenger RNA of Auxenochlorella protothecoides, 1218 nucleotides long. RefSeq lists its product as hypothetical. The transcript has 5 exons. The record is from RefSeq and is a predicted model, not a curated record. The coding region runs from base 1 to 1218 and encodes 405 amino acids. Lineage: Eukaryota; Viridiplantae; Chlorophyta; Trebouxiophyceae; Chlorellales; Chlorellaceae.
AUGCUACCUUGGGCCUGGAGGCUCCUGAUCUUGGCUUCCCUUGUGCAUCACGCAGGUAGGCAGCCUGCUGCAGCCUCGACACGGCUUGAAGGGCAGGAUAUAUGCAUGCAUUAUGUUCGACUCUCGCACCCGCCACAGCUUAGAGCUCAGGGGUCCCCGGCAGUCAUUGUCCCCACCGGCCCCUCGCUUCCCCUUCCUGCAGUGGGCGCCGAUAAGUUGGUGUACCAUGCCAUAAUCACCCUCGUGGGCUGUCCCUACUCCCUCCUGCCCUCUGAGACGAAGGCCGUGUCAGAUGCCUUGAGCAGCAUGAUGUAUGACCCCUGGACCUUCAGCAGCCAGCAGGGUUUUAAGUCUGGGGUCGAGCCCACCAUCUCCACCACCAACCCCACCUCCCUCUGCGCCACGGCGGCAGACUUUCCGGUCCCCACCGCCGCCCUGUGCUCCGUGAACUGCCAGGGCUGGGUGGAUGCAGGCGCCGGGAGCACCGUCGCUCCAGAGACAUACACGGCGGAGGGCGCAAUUUGCUGCAACUGCAACCUGGACGCCGAGACCAGCCCCUUAGCCCCUCCCCCCGCCAGCCGCCGCCUGUUGCAGGACAGCAGUACGGCCUGCAACUCCAUCUUCCACACGGUGGAGCCCGACAUGGCGGCCUGCAGCGAGGCCUGCUUGGAGAAGCAGCGCAACGCCCCCGGGUCGACCAUCAGCCCCACCACCUACACCAAGUCUGGCGGGAAGAUCGACAAUGGCACGCUCAUCUCCGCGCUGCAAGCCGGCGGCCUGACGCUUGAGGGACUCCACGUCCUCUUCUCGGGCACGGGGUCCAUCACCAACCUGUCCCCAGUACCGGAGCCCGGGAUCAAGACCUGGCAGGAGCUGGAGGCUGACCGCCUGGCGGCCCUGGCCUCCGAUCCCAGCCUCGCGGCAGCGGCUGCGGGGCUGGAGGAGGGGGGCCGCAGCGGCAGCCUUCGGAGCCUGGGCAAGAGCCUCUCCUCCGUGCUGCGCAUCGGUGGGGGAGGGGCGCCCCGGGCCGAGGCCCCCACCGCAGAGGGCACGCCGGCGGCGCACGCCCCGGUUUCCACCCCCGAAGAGGAGCUGGCAGACGAGGAGCUGGCCCGCCGCCAGUUGUUCACCAUGUCCAGCAGCGACGGUGGGGCUGCCGGCCCAUCGGGCAGGGCGCGACCCUCUUGGAGCGGCAAGGGGUCCAGGAGGUUCGCGUGA